This is a messenger RNA of Medioppia subpectinata, 2766 nucleotides long. The record is from the annotation of a GenBank genome assembly. NCBI's taxonomy places the organism in Eukaryota, Metazoa, Arthropoda, Arachnida, Sarcoptiformes, Oppiidae.
AUGGCCGCGAGUAGUGGUGUUGAGUCGGGCCGCGCGUUGGCCACCGCUUUGCGGCCCGUAUUGGAGACCUAUCGGGUGCUGGCGUUGGAAGCGAUCAACGACUGCCACUGCCGUCACAACACACCCGACGUGUUUCAUCAGCUCAUCAAAUGGGAGCGACUGUACCAUCAGAUCAAAGCCACGGCCACCGCAGCUGAUCCACCGCCGACCGCCACCGAUGCCACACAUGUUGCUGACGACACCAGUGGUGGCCGAACGCCGGGAUCAGAUGUGGACGAAGAGUUGGUGACAGUGUUGUCGAGCUAUCGUCGGUGCGCUUUGGACGCCAUCAACGGGUGUCAGUGUCGGCACAGGUCUGCGUCCGAUGUGUUCGCGAAACUAAUCCAAUGCGAAAGAGAUUACCAUUUAGUGAACGAAGAGUUUACCAAAACUAGUGAUAAUAAUGAGCCGCUGAUCACUGGCGCCGGCGGUGACGGGUUGUCCGCCGCCGUCGCCACUGAUGUGAUGGCCAACAGUGCCGAUGAGUCCAAAUCCAUUGGCGGUGAUAAUGCGGCCAUUGAUUGCGAUAAUAAACUCCAGUCAGCGAUGAGUGACACGAAAGCCGGCGAAUUGUGUGACAAUAAGUCGGCCGCAGUUGAGGCCAAAGUGGACUUAAAACUGGUUAAGAAACUACCGAUUGAUGACAUAAAAUGUGUUAAAAUGGAUAUUAAAGUCGACAUUAAGAGUGAUGUCAAACGCGAUCUCAAAACUGAUAUCAAAACUGAUAUUAAAACUGAUAUUAAAACUAAUGUUAAAACUUAUAGUAAAUUAGAUGUCAAAAGCGAUGAUAAAAGUAUUGACACUUCGCCGCCAUUAGAGUCAAAGAAGUUGUCGCCGACGAGAAGUGAUACGAAACCGGCGGACAGUUGUCCGCAGAAGGAGUUGAUUGAUAUAACAGAUGACACUUCAAGUGAUGACAAUACGACCACUACUGGCGAAGAGUUGCCUAAAAUCAUUGCCACAGAAGAAGUGACAAAUGUCUUAAAUCAUGUGAUAAACACUAACACAACGCAAACCAACGAAAGAGUGCUAUUGAUCUAUAAAGUGGUGCAAUUGAACCAACCAUUGGUCGCAACAACUAUACCAUCGGUGGUAACAAACAUACCAUCGGCGGUAACAGACAUACCAUCGGUGGUAACACAUCUACAAUCGUUGGUUACAAACAUUAGUUUUGGUAGUAAUAACAAUACAAACCAUACAGUCCUACAGUGCUAUUCAAAGAGAGGCAAAACUCCAGACAAUGACAGUUACGACGACAACAGCGCCGUUACCGACAGCCCAUUACCGCCGCAGUUGUCGUCAGUAUCGCCGGAACCGGUGGUCACAAUCAAAAAGAGAUCGAUGUUUAAGUGCGCGGAAUGUCGCAAAAAAUUUAGGUUUGAGAAAAAGCUCAAACUUCACGUGAAAUUAGUGCACACAAAACGGCUCGAGUGUACUCUCUGUGACUUUAAGGCCGUCAGAGCCGACACUCUGGCCAAACAUCAGGCGAAGAAUCAUUCGUAUAGACCAUUGACGGGUCAAAAGCCGUCGCAAACCGACUCAUUGUUGGCCACCGAGAAAACAGUGAGCGAUAAACAGACGGCUACUGAACCCACGCCAGGGCCUGCGCCGCAGCCAGUGGUGGACGCGUCGGAGGAUCCGUACCUAACGGACCGGCCGUUCGUAUGCCAUACGAAUGGCUGUAACAAACGGUACACGACUCGGGACGCGUUGAAGACACACAAGUCGUCGGGCCGUCACUUGACUCAACGCCACUAUCGGUGCGGUGUUUGCGGCAAAACUUUCUUCAAUAAACACGGUCUGUCCAAUCACAAGCGACAGCUGCACUCGGGAAAGGCUAGGCCAGUGGCCGCGGCCUCAGUGGCCACCGUCGACGAGAACAUCGCGUGCACCGAAUGCCGCAAACGGUUCCGCAGUGUCCAGUCGUUGCUGAAACACGUGCGCACUGUUCACGUGGCCCUCGAGUUCGGCUGCGAGUCGUGCGACUUCAAGACACACGUCAAGUAUGAGCUCAAUCGCCACCGACGGCUCAGCCAUCCGGAGCUCAACGCCAGCGGCGUCACAGCCGAACCGUUUAGAUGUCUAGUCAACGGCUGUCCGAUGGUGUUCGCCGCCGAACCCGAGCUGAUCCAGCAUAAGAAGGACACCCAUUGGCGUACGGAUGUGGCGGCCGGCGAUGCGGAACAGUUCGCCUGCGAUUGGCCGCAGUGUACGCGACGGUUCGUGUCCGUCGAGAAGCUCGACAAACAUAAACGACUCCAUAGUUUGGGUAAAAUCAGUACCGAAAGAAUGCCCGCAAAGCGGCCGUCUAUUGCGGUCGACACUAGUCCUCAAGUUUUUGAUUCCUAUGAAGAUAUGUUUGGAGACUCGGCUGAAGACACCGAUGAUGUGAUGAUCGAAGAGAUACCGCAAGAUAUGGACGAAGUAUUGACCGAAGAGAUCGAUAGUUCGGACGACGAGUUGGAGGUUGUGUUCGAGUCGUUGGCCGACAAGUAAUCCAUUAUCACUCGCGAAACAGAGGCCACUAUUUUAUAAGCAUUUGAUAUACACUUGUUUUUUGGUCACAAAAAAGUUGUCACAGAAAUAAUUAUAUCUUUAAAUACACUUAUAUUUUGACUAACAUUUAAAAUAUUUACCAUAAUUUAAAUUUUUUUAGUCCCCCCUCUGCCCCACAUUCCGCCCCUUUUUUAUACUCUUAAUUAUCAAGACUUAAUAUAUUUGAUUAUU